Molecule: messenger RNA, 4702 nt
Organism: Paramacrobiotus metropolitanus
Lineage: Eukaryota; Metazoa; Tardigrada; Eutardigrada; Parachela; Macrobiotidae
Exons: 11
Coding region: 121-1647 (508 amino acids)
Biological process (GO): proteolysis
Molecular function (GO): metalloendopeptidase activity; zinc ion binding
Source: RefSeq, a predicted model, not a curated record
UUUGCUAGUACAGCUCGAUUUAUUGAUGGACUUUGGGAUAACACAGAUUACCACGACGAAGUGGACGAUAAUUCAGAUGAUCCACCUGUAGACUGGCAAAAUCGCAUAGAUCCGGUUACCAUGAGUGCCCAUUUAUCAGAUUUUAAUCGACAAAGUUCAUUGGGAAAUGACAUCAUGUUUGCUGAUGCAAGCACCGGAUGGGGCGCUAAUACCACCUCAGGAAACCAAACGCUGGUUUUAUGGUCGAAUGGAAAGGUUCCUUACCAAAUCAGCGAGCUCUUUGCAUCCCAGGACAAGUUUAUUAUCCAGCAAGCAAUCUUGGGAAUUGAACGUAAAACGCUUCAUUGUUUGACAUUUACCCCGAGGAAUACCGAGCGAAACUAUAUUCACUUUAAGCCUGGAAACAAUUGCUCAUCCUACGUUGGUUUCCAUGGCGGAAUCCAGCCCGUAUUCUUGGAUCCAAAUGAAUGCAUAAAGAUAGGAAUCAUUCAGCACGAAAUUCUGCACGCACUCGGUUUGUUUCACGAGCAUAGUCGAAGUGAUCGCAACGCCAGUGUCAUAAUUUACGAGAGUGGGAUACUCGAAAACCACAUAUCGCAGUAUCGCAUUAUUCCUAAUAUGCCUACUUUCGGAACGGAAUACGAUGUGGAAUCCCUAAUGCACUACGGGCCAUUCGAGUUCGCUAAAUCAUCCGACCACCCGGUCAUCAUCCCCCGACAGCAAGGCAUGUAUCGCAUGGGGCAACGCGAGGGUUUAAGUGUGCGGGAUGCCGCUAAAUUGCGCAACGCCUACAAAUGUCAAGUUCGCCAAGAUUAUCAGCAAACCGGCGAAGAGGAACAACUAUUUCCCGGCUUCUCAUAUACACCGGUGAAGGCCGAGCAAUGUGCGCUACAAUUCUCGCGUUAUUGCAGAAAUCCUUUUGUCACCCGAGAGAAUUGCACGCAAAACCGAAUAUUAGAAAUCACCUGCGACAUAUCAGCAACGGAUACAGAUAUACGACUUGUGACAACUGCAUUGGGAGAACCGCCACUGAGACCCAUAACUGUGCAGCUUACGGAGCAGCAAGUGACGACGCAGGCUUUGUUCCCCGUUGAAAGACUGGUUAUUAGUUUGGUGAUUCAGCCGUGUUCCGCUCAUGAUCCAACGGCACAGCUACCACGGUUUUCCUUUGUUAACCUUCAGCAGCUUGAGUUGGUCAACUGUUGGGAUCUCCGAAUCAGGAAAGCUGAUUUUCAGCUUUUACCCAAGCUAAAAUUUAUUAGAUUUAUGAUGACCACAAUUUUGUACUUGGAAGAAGGUACCUUCACUAAUUUGCUCGAACUGCAAGCCAUUGCAUGGCACGAAAAUCUUUCGAAGAGUUUUCCAGUCAGUAGUGCUGAUUCUUUUAGUUAUUCCGGGACUGAUCAUUUAGCGGCUGUUAGAAUGCGAAGCUAUUUGAAGCGGAUCCACUGCGAUUGCGAAUACAAGUGGUUGAGAAAGUGGCUUAAAGACAAGAACAUGCUUAAAGGCUCGCCGGCGAAUUCAGACUAUUUCUACAACGUCGUUAACGGCGGCAACAUAGAGAUAGAAUUAAAUGAUGUCUACAUUCCAACUGACUGCGCUGUGACAUCCUUCCCGGCUGACUUGAGCAUGAUCAACAUUAAUUAAACCGAGUUCUCUAUCAACGAACCACACUGCUCACCAGGCAUUACCAAUACCUCCUACGACGACCUCAAACUGCGGCCAACUUUCUCUUCCUCUCCAGCUGGCGUUGCACAAUGCUACAUGCAAUUUGGACGGUCAUGCAAGCCGAGCGCUCUUCUUUUUCUGCAUCCAACCGACGAUACAGAAAUGCUGGCAGCAAAGGAGAAGUAUUGCCAGCAAUUUAAUCUUGAAUCGACCCGUCGUUUAAGUAUUGGAUGCUGGUCUAACAGCACGGUGAGGGAUGUGCUGGAAGUAAGUUCCGCUUUGGCCAAACCGCCGACACGCGAUGUGAUUUUGACGUUGUAUGACGGGGAGUACAUCGUGUACCGUUCGUUCGCGCCGGUCAGAAGCCAGGUCUCCGCCAUGCAGGUUCUCGAAUGCGUCGGAAAUCGUCCCACAGCCUACCUCAGGUUUCUCAGGAUGAGUAAUCUGGACCAGUUUACGGUCUUUAACUGUCGGGAUGUUGUCGUACAUUCCGAGGACUUUACAGCGGCUCCUGAUAUUCGUGUUCUAUUGUUUGCCAUGACAACGGUUGUCUCCGUUACGCCCUUCACCUUCAGCACUUUACCCCACCUCCAGAUUCUUUCUUUAGAAUACAAAAUAAGCGAAAUAUUUCCCGAUGGACUGCCACCCGACUAUCAUCAGUAUCUUCUUAAGCUUCAUUGUGAUUGUGAGUUUUUCGAGUAUCGUAACUGGAUACAGUCGCAUAUUAUCGAUAAGACGCGCAUCUGGUAUGUCGAUGACAUCGUUGGCUCGAAUAUCACUGUGCAGUCGGUUUGCAAAGAUACCGCAGUAUGACAUGCCGGAGCGAUGAUCGCUACGUUGAAGCCCAGAAAUUUGGACGUUGGAAGAUUAGAGGGGUGGGCCUGUCUAAAAAAGGAGGACGUGUUUCUAUCUGUUGACUGCUGGGAUGCACUAACUAGCCGUACUCAACCUGCAAUACACUACCACCAGAGAAACUACUCCAUCAAUACUCCAGUAUGCAGCAAGGCUGCCACACCGACCUGUUGUUCAUCGAUAUCGCAGAAAUGCUGCAGUAAUACAACCAAGAUGACACAAAACGCUUCCACUCCCGAUUGGAUGGUGAGCCUGAAUCAACAAGUUGUUAAAGAGAGACGAUCUGAACUGACUGCAAUCGCAGUUGAUGCAACCGGCAGGUUGUACCACUAUGACGAUCAAGCACUGAGUGAGGAUCCUUCUCUGGAAACCGGAUAUUUACCGCACGAGAAGUUCUGGCCAAACAAUGGCAUGAACAUCCCUUAUUUAAUUAGCGAUAGCUUUGAUAAUGCCGACUCUGCCGAAAUUCAAGAGGCGCUGAUUUCUGUUUCCGACCAAACUUUGCGUUGUAUAACCUUCAAGCCGAGGUUGAAUGAAAGUGACUACAUUAUGUUUUUGCCAGGAAACCGAUGCCAAUCACACAUCGGUAAGCAGGGCGGUCAGCAAAACAUCUCUUUGACGCCGGCGUGUGUUUUCCGCGGUGCCAUACAGCAUUUACCUCUCCAUGCACUGGGACUAUUUCACGAGCAUCAUCGAGCCGAUCGUGACGACCACUUGUACAUUUUCCUGAACAGGACGGAACUUCCAAAGGACAGCGCCGUGUUUCGCAGACUUCCAAACAUGUCAAAUUACGGAACAGCCUACGAUUUGGAGUCGAUCAUGCAUGUCGGAGCAUUUGACUUUUCAAGCCCUGAACAGCCGGAUCUUCCGGUAUUCCUUCCCAAAUUAACUCGAAGCGAAAAACGUAUUCACAUGGGGCAAAGACGCACUUUGAGUGCGAAGGAUAUUGUCAAGCUCCACACUGCCUACAACUGCACGAUGCUGAGAACUACUCAUACGCAUACUACGGAGCCACUUCCUCAUGUGCGCAAAGUUCCGAACUCCCUGGACAUGUGCACGACUUUAUCGAAAUUAAAAUGCACUCGUCAAACGCUACUGGAAUGUACCCAGAUGAAGGCAUUCGAACUUGUAUGUGACAGAAGCACUACUCCGGAGGACUGGAUAACCGCCGCCUUGACCGUAGCUAAAUUUCCCCUAAGCGUCAUCCAGUUGAUUCUGGCAGAUAGUCUUCAGAGGGACAAAGCGCCCAACGCAUUUCGACCUGUUCGGCGGCUAGUAGUUGAUGUGUCGAUCUUUAUGUGCAGGGACUGCCGUUGUACAAAUGUGCUUCCUGUUCUCGGCUUUGUGAAUCUAAUCAGUUUAAAAAUCGCUUUCGGCAACGGUUUGAUCUUGAAAAAAGCAGACUUUCACACGCUAAGUAAUCUACAGAGUCUGAUCUUCUUUAUUACAACGAUACACAGUCUCGAUGUGGGAACGUUGAGCAAUCUGCCCCGUCUGCGAUUGCUGAGCAUGGAGAUCGGUGUCCUCCGCAAUGAUUCAUCUGAGAUCAAUACACUAAUGAGCACCAGCCAUCGCCUGCAAUACCUUUACCAGUUACACUGCGGCUGUGAAUUUGAUGAUUUUCGCCUGUGGCGAAACAACAACCAGGCGCUUCACUGGAGCUUGGAGGAUGGCGAAAUUGUUGCACUGGGUGGCUUCUUGAAUUUUGGUCAGUUCGAGAAAGGCGACCUGUUCUAUCCGGUAGACUGCUCGGCACCCCUUACACUGGAUGUGGACAAAUUUAUCAAGUUUAAUCAACAAGCGUACUCCGUUAACGAACCUUCUUGUGAUGGAUGGACCGCACCAAAUACGCAGUCCUGUUUCACUUACAUGUCUCCUUGCAAGAGCUGUAGUGGAUCCGCAACUUAAACGAGAGCUUCUCGACCGGAGCACAGCGAAGGUCCUUUAAUUCAGCAAAACCGAAAAAGUGUCUGUCUAUCACGCUGUCUGUUUGUCCCGGAAGUGCCCCGAUGACAUCUUUAGCAACUGUCCCUGAUAACGUCACCCAGUCCUUAAAAUUUACUGGGUAAAUGAAGUGGUCAUACUGCCAUACUUGUGCACUGCACAAUCCCUCGAACGAAAGUAAAAUGGAAAAUCAUUAAAUUUUUCUGUACCGUAGAGAUUCUGUGAGACUGUGGCUCGG